AUGGCGACACCAACAAACCCAUGGGGUGCACCCUCCCCCCAGAUGGUUCCUUCUCAACCAGUACCAGCGGACGAUAUGGCCCUGCAGGCAAGGCCCAUGGGACUCAAGGUCCAUUAUUCUUUUGACCGGGACAACCAAGUCCACUGCCUAGCGCGGUGGCACCAGAUCUUACAGAUUCAGACAAUACCACUAGACGAAAAGACGACGAUUGGCGUGGUCGACCUGCGAACAUGUCUGCAGGCCGUUUCCCAGAGCAGUCCCGAGAUUCUGAACCAGCCAGAAGGCGACUACAGCGUUUAUGCGUACGAUUAUUCCGAGCCAGAAGUGCCCCUCGUGGGGCAAGGCCUGCUGUCAUGGAACAUGGACCCCCUCCGUGGGCCACAGCAACAACUUGUUACCGGGCGAGUCACUAGGAACCUCCUUGCGCUCCUCAACAGCGGCAGCCGAGACAUGUUGGAGGUCAAGCUGAAGUUUGCCACCGUAGCUAGGAUCGCGCCACCCACGGAAUACCCCAGCGCAGAGGCCAUGAACGAGAGCCGGUCCGGGUCGAUACCCGCCGAGACGGCGUCGGAAUGGAACUCGUUCAUCCAGUCCAACACGAUCCUCGGACACCCGCCCAAUGUCAGCGCCGUUUCUUCUCCGGCGCUCCCACCCGCCCAACCGGUUCAAUACAGCCAGCCCACACAGUACCACUCCCCCAUGCCUGAGAGCCAGCCAAUGGAUAUGCGCAUUGGUAGCCAACCACCACCACAGCCCAUUCUGCCGGCUCCCCGGCCAGCAAAUUCGAUGCCCUCUAGCAGACCGUCCACGGCCGUGCCCAUUCCCCCACGGCCGCAAGGCUCAGCCGACAAUGCACCCUCGCCGGCACCCUCACAGCCACCCGAGCCCGUGGCGAAGCCCGCGUCCAGGUCAAGGAGCAAACGGCCAACUGGGAGGCCACGUGGUCGGCCUAGGAAGAGGCCCCGGGAGACGGACAACCCAUCGGCAGUUGAGGACGGCACAGAUGGAGAUGAUGGACCACAAAAGAGGAGGGCCCAGGUCACCCAGACCGAGUACAGUGCCAUUGCUCCGUUUGGUGCAGCCCCCGACUCGCUUAGGGUCGCAGCCAGCACCUCGGGUUCUCUUCGUUCUCUGCGGCCGGUCGGCGCAGGGUUGGAAGGCCCUAGUGCCAACCAUCUCCAGGACGUUCCACGAGCCCCAACCCCGGUUCCAGAUGGCCAGAUGUUUCAGCAGCAACCGAGGAGGUUAGCGUUAGAGAACCACACCAGGGCAGAGCAUCCGGCACACGUGGACCAGUCAGGACCCAACCGACCCAUUUCACAAGCCGGGAGCCAGGACGGGAGGUCGCCUGCCGGGUCGGUUGCGCAUUCGCCCGAUCAUGGUUAUUCGCCGGAAGACAGCACGGGCGACCUGAACUCAUCACCUCCCGUCCCACGGGCAGUUCCGUAUAUGCAGUCUAGUCCACCCCCGACGAGCCCCGUUCUGCCUACCAUCCCAAUGCCAAACAUGGACUCAGGGUUCAUGAGCGGAGGGUUGGACGAUAUGUUUGAUGACGACGACAUGAUGCAGGGUCUCUCGGGUGGGCAAAUGCAGGAUCAGAUGCUCCCAAUCCCACCCCUCCCGGUAGCGAAAAAGCCAGCUCCUCGAAAGAACGGUCGAGCUGGUCAACAACAGCGUCCCAAGUUUCCCUUUCAAGAAGUGAACCCCGGGCCGCCUGAGCUGUUACCAACAAAGAGCAUCUUUAACCCGGCCGGCAAAGCCAAAACUCUCAACAGACAUGUUGCCUCAACACAGCCAGCACCCACAAUACCAGCAAGCCGCUCGCUCAAACGGUCGAAUACCGCCCCUAACCCCCUUCCAUCCGAACAAGAGCCACUCUCGCAGGAUCCCUCAAUGUAUGAGCAGAACGGCAACGGGGUUUCACGGGAUACCACCCAGCCGUACUCCUUCCCAGAUCCGAUGGCCUUCCCAGACGAUGUCAUGCAACUAGCACAAGCGGUCAAUCAAGAAACGGAGAAUGGGUUCCCCCCAACGUUCCCCCCCGAGCCCGCCCCGACCGAUGCGAUUUCAACGCCAAUGCCGAUUCCCGACCGUCCCGAAUCGGAACCGGCGCUGCCCGUUCCUCCUCAGCCAGAAUCGAUAUCAAUGUCGAGACCGAGUUCAAGACCUGCGUCGAGAGAGGCUGUGAAGAUAGAAGUUCCACUCACAGAGGUUCCACUCCCAGAGGUCCCGGCGAGUGAGCCCGUCCGGGAACCGAUGCUCACCUUUCCCACUGUGGCUGCUUCCGAGCCUCCGUGCCCUCCGAGCGACUUUGACCCCCCGCGGUACAGCAAAAACCUUGUCAAGAAGCAGUCCAUCAAGGAGAAGCUAGAGGAUGCUAUCGCCAGAGGAGAGUCUCCUCCUUUCUGCCGUAACUGUGGAGCUAUCGAGACGCCAACGUGGCGCAAGAUUUGGACGCAGGACCGCGAGGGAAAACCGGAGUUCCACGAGUUUUCCGACAAGCCCGGAUGCGUGACCAUGAUCGAGGUCUUGGAGAGGGACGAGAACGAGGAUCCGUCCAAGUAUCGGAUCGUGAAGAAGAACCUAGGCCCCAAGGACGAAAGGGCCAAGUGGCUGGAGACGAUGCUGUGCAACCCCUGCGGCAUCUGGCUGGGGAAGUUCAAGGGGCAUCGCCCUCCUGACAGGUGGGACAAGGAUGCCGCCCGUCUCAACCAACAACCUCGGCGCAAGAAGGAUCCGAAGGGCUCCAAAUCGAAGAAGACCCGGACGAAGAGCGACGCGCGGGCCAACCCGACGUCGGAGGCCUACUUCACCACCGACCCGAUUGGCCCGCUGGACCACGACUUUCUGACGGAGAAUUACGAGAACGGGACGCAAACACGGCAUCAGAGCGUCGCUAUGACCGAUGACCAGCAUUUAAACUUACAGAGCUCCCCGAGACAGCGCUUCUUGGGCUCAACUCACUCGCGGGGCAGUGGGACGGCAGAGAGUCCUAUUGCAGUUGAGGAUGAACUGGGCAGCACUAGGCGGCUGCUCUUCCCGUCCCCACGGAGGGACGGGACACCCAAGGUUCUUGGGGAGCUUUCACUAAACACGGCGCAACAAACCGCGAACCACGCCACGGACGCGGCAAAAUUGGGAGGGCCUGCGGCGACGGGCAAAGAGAACAGCGCUGCUACAGCCAUCAGCGAUGUGACGCCCCGGCGUCCCGGAACCCCAACUCCCGAGGACGAGCUAGAGCAGGAACUCUUCGGUACUCCUCCUGCCCGACCAUCCACACCCCCGCCUAGGGCCGCAGCAGGCCCUUUCAAGACACCUACCCGGCCAACCCCCAGCCACCGUCCGAUCACGCGCAGCAUCUCUCGCUCCAUCCGUUCCAGCAGGAACAUCGCCGGCUCACCGAGCCAAGUCUUUGCCCACCCUUUCGAGCGGACACCCACCAAAACCCCUCGUUCCGGCAAUGGCGGUGGUGAAGUAAACUUCCUGCACCCCAGCAGCGCCAGCAAGCGCCGUUCUCCGCGUCACGGCGACCAACAACUCCUGCACGCAGACUUCGGCUCCCUAGACGAGGGCGACGAGAACCACCACCGGGACAUCAACAUGGCUGCCGCGCUACAGAUGCCCGUUCCCUUCGACUCGCCUUUCACUGCCACACUGCACCAGCUGCUGAGCGAGGCUAAUGACUUCAUCUCCAGCGGGUCGCCGUCGGCUUCGCGGCAUGCUUCAGGGGUACAUCAUAACCACCAUGGCCAGCGGGACAGUGAUCCUGAGGUCGACCUUGUCCGGCACCUGGGCGAUUUGGAAGGUGCUGGGGAUGGUGCUGGUGGUUCUGGUGGUGCUGGUGCUGGUGGCAGCGAUGUGGAUGGGGGGGAUGCUGACUUUCGGAAUUUCCUGGGGACGGACCUCAUCAUGCCUAGUAGCCCGCCAUUGUUGAGGAGUGGGAGGGUUGUGGGAAAUAGUGCGGGUGGUGAGCAAUUUGGCGGGGCUUUGCAUUGA
Molecule: messenger RNA, 3996 nt
Organism: Dichotomopilus funicola
Lineage: Eukaryota; Fungi; Ascomycota; Sordariomycetes; Sordariales; Chaetomiaceae
Exons: 2
Coding region: 1-3996 (1331 amino acids)
Biological process (GO): silent mating-type cassette heterochromatin formation; regulation of transcription by RNA polymerase II; rDNA heterochromatin formation
Molecular function (GO): zinc ion binding
Source: RefSeq, a predicted model, not a curated record